Messenger RNA from Phalacrocorax carbo (great cormorant), 6429 nucleotides. The record is from RefSeq and is a predicted model, not a curated record. Lineage: Eukaryota; Metazoa; Chordata; Aves; Suliformes; Phalacrocoracidae.
CCGGGGGCGGCGGCGUGCCGGGCUCUGCAGCCAGGGGCGGCCGGGCCGGGCCGGGGGGCGGCGGCGGCGGCUCCGCGGCCAGAAAUUAGGUGCAAACCACCGCCUGCGCCCCGCCUCUGCCCCGGCCGCUCCGUCUGCGCACCCGGCGGGCAGUUAGGACCCCUCCCGUUCCCCCCGCCCCCGGAGCGGCGGGCAGCGGCGGUCGGGAGGAGGCGGCGCCGGGCGGCGGGAUGCAGUGCGGGGCCGGGCGGCGGGCGGGCGCGGCGGCGAGGGGCAGAGCCCGGCGGGCGGCGGGGCGGCCCUGCUCCCCGUGAAGAGGCGGCGCGGCAGGGCAGCGGCCGCCGCCAUGCAGCCGUUGCACCGGGCCCCGGCGUUGCUGCUGCUUCUGUCCGCCGGGAUCUUGUGCCUCUGCCUUGCCUCUUCAGAGGAGCCAACUGCUGAUGGCCUGACAUCAACUUCCCUGCUGGAGUUUGCCAUGAUGUCCCACCUGGAGGCCAUGAAUUCCCAUGAGCAAACCAUCCCAGAGGCUGCGGAGCCUGAUCUUGCCCCUAGCUCUCUGCAUGCUGCCCCAGGAUCGGGCUUUGCCAGUGAGGAGAAUGAGGAAUCCAAGAUCUUACAGCCCCCGCAGUACUUCUGGGAAGAUGGGGGAGAGCUCAACGACUCCAGCCUGGACUUGGGACCUGCAACAGAUUACAGCUUUCCUGCUGCAUCUCAGAAGGCCCUGCUGAAAGGGAAUGGGACACAGGUGAAAGACAACUGGGAAACAGCCACUGUCCAGCCACCAGCAGAAUUUGUUGAGCCUGACUUGCAGACGCCUUUCUCCAGCACGCUGGAGGAAGAGGAGGGGCUGCUCCCUAUAGACCACUCAAAAGGAGGAGUGGAGAGCCUCCAGACCUCUGGGCCAGAGAUUACAUCAUCUGAGCCAGUGGGCCAAGAUGACUCCUCCCUUCUGUUUUCCACAGCCUCUGCCAGGCCAGGUGUUGUGACUGAGGCAGCCGCAGGAUGGCAAGAAGAGGACUCUGUUCCUCCAGGCUUAGACCUUGGGAGCAGCAUGGGACCAGGUCUUCUGCCUGUGUCCUCUAUUUUUUCUACUACUACUGCUGUGAGGUCUCCCAGUGUUUCAGAAGAGACCUUUGAGGUGACAGCUGGGGACACAUGGGCUGUUGGGGGAGCAGAUUUGGAGCUGACUGUGACUACCACAAGAGCAGAGCUUGCAGACACCACGGUGGAGGCUGGUGGGGAAGAGCAUUCAGCCAGAGAGGAGGUCUCAGAGACUACGCUGGGGUGGGAGAUGCUGGAGCCCACGGUGCUAACAGAAAUGGAGCAGACCGCAGAAAUGCCUGUGGGGACACCCUCUCCUGGAGGCAGCUCCCCAGGCAUCCAGACUCUUUCUGGCAGUGAGCAGCCCCCCACCACUUCUGUGUCUCCGUGGAACAGGGUUGAUGAGCCUGCGCUGGAUCCCAUUUGGAAUGACACCGAGUCUGCCACUGAAACUGUGGCAGCAGAGAGGAGCUUGUCACCGCAAGCUGGGGACACCCGCAUGGCCAUGCUGCCAACAGAGCUGCCCUGGGACUCAGCACAGGUGAUCUGCAAAGACUGGAGCAACCUUGCGGGGAAAAACUACAUCAUCCUGAAUAUGUCAGAUAACAUUGACUGUGAGGAGUUUCGGCUGGAGAGGGGUCCCCAGCUGUUGGCACUGGUGGAGGAUGCCUUCUCCAGACAAGCGGAUGGACCACAGGACCGCUGGCUGAUCUCUCUGAGCAAACCCAAUGAGAAUGACAAGCAUUUGCUAAUGACACUGUCAGGGGAACAGGGUGUCAUCCCUACAAAAGAUGUUCUCAUGGCACUGGGGGAUGUUAAGAGGAGCUUAGCUGAGAUUGGUAUCCAGAACUACUCAACCACCACAAGCUGCCAGUCACACCCGAACCAGACACGCAGCGAUUAUGGAAAACUCUUUGUGGUGCUGGUGAUCAUCGGCUCCAUCUGUGCCAUCAUCAUUGUAUUGGGGCUCAUAUACAACUGCUGGCAGAGACGCCUGCCCAAGAUGAAGAACAUGUCACACGGUGAGGAGCUGCGCUUUGUUGAGAAUGGCUGCCAUGACAACCCCACCUUGGAUGUGGCCAGUGACAGCCAGUCGGAAAUGCAGGAGAAACCGCCAAGCGUGAAUGGUGGAAACACCAUCAACGGCCCUGACAGCUGGGAUGUCCUGAUCAAUAAGCAGGCAAACGAGGAUGUGGAUGUGUUUGAGGAAGACACGCAUCUUUAGAAAAAGAAGGGAGGGAACCACCCCCUUAAAUGCACUCGUCUCUCUCCUGUCUUGACUGAUGGACCACAGGAUCAGGUGGCUUCUCAGGAACUUCUUAAAGGCUUGAGACAGGGCAAGUCUUUGGGCAGAUUUUCCUGAUAGAAGUCCUGAGCGCGUGUCUGAGGCUUGGAGCCAGGAGGAUCACCAAACAGAGGGAAGUGGGAGGGGUGGGUGUGUAGGUCUCUGUGUGUAUUCCUAUCAGUAGCACCAAUGCUUUCAUCACCUUUAAAUGCACUUACUGUAGCUCUCUGGUAGUGGCUGAGAGUGGCUGGGCUUGAGAAGCAAGGCGGUGAGGCUAAGUCUGCCACCAAGAGUCCAGCUUUGGGGAGUAAAUUUGCUUUGGGAGUCCAGCUAGAGCUACAGCAGCCAGAUCCUGACCCUGAGAUCAUGUUCAGUCCCUGCAGGUAGAGUAAAACCUGUGCAUUCUGGAUGGAGGGGAGGCAAGACUCAGUCAAUGUCCUGGGCAGAGUUUGAAUUCCACGUGUGAAAAGAGACUUUAAGUGCUCUAGCAUUCAGCUGCUAAUUAGAUGGGCUGAUGUUUACAGCUGGAGAAAACAUCCCUCUGUCAUCUCAUUUCCCUCCUUGAACCACAAACAGCCCCACUCCCUUUUUUAGCUCCACAGCUCCAAGCUGAGUUUGCAAAGUUUGAGCACUUUACCCUUGCUGGGCUGAUUGCAGAGAAUUCGGUGCCAUGGUGCUACAAAUUUGCUUUAGGUUGGACAGUUGCUCAAAAAGAACAUUUACCUGCCUCUUUCAUGCAAACGCCUGUGAAAUCAGCAGUGAAGUAUCCCUUGUCUUAAGUCUCAGUUUUAGACUGGUAGGCCUUCUCCACUCCUGUUCUAUUUUCCAGGAUAGUUUGGUUUCAGUUGGUCUUUUUCAGGUAAAUGUAGAGAGUAUGUGAGACUUCUUAAACAGGGAGAAAAGUAAAAACUCAGAAGGAGAUAAUUUUCUGGUCCUUUUGUUUCCUUUUCAGCAUCCUGCCCUGAGGGGGGGAAGUGUUUAAUGUCCCGUAGGUGUAAAUUGGGGUAACAUCUUUAAAAUCACUGCAUUUAAGCAAGCAUAAAAGCCAGUUCAGAUGAGAUGAGAAUCAGAUCUAAGAGCUCCCCAGUGAACGUCUCAGGCAUGCCUUAGGCAACUUUGAGGCUCCAGCUCCCUGAAUAGGUGUGAUAAAAGGCACAUGAAUAUACAUAAUUGCUCUCUGAGCCCUGCCUAAACCAAGACUCAGAACUACUGUCAAGCCUGAAAUCCCAGAACAUUUGUUUCUUCUGUCAUCGAUGGAUUGAGGGACUUGCUUCAGUCAGAGGCAACAGUAUUCCUCUCCGUUAGGGGGAUCUGCAUGGACACUUACUGCAAGAUGCAGCUUCGUAUUUGGCCUUUAAGGGAAGCUUUGUACAGAAAGACCCCAGAUAUGCAGCCUGAUGCCGAACCUGUAAAUCUAACCCUGUAUGUAUAGAUAUUAUUAGCAUGUUCAUCCCUGAUGCGAGUGCCUAAAAUCGAGGUACCAGAGUCUGUGGUUUCAUUUUGCAUAGCGCUUUGCAUACAAACUGAAUCACAGAUCAACUCGAUGUAGGACCACGUUGCUAUCAGUCUAUUAGGGAUUCAAGGAAGGUAACAGCCUUCGGUUUCCUAUCCAGAUUCCAAUUUUCAGUGUUUUUAUCUUGCCUCCAUACUUUUCCUCAUGCUAUGUAGGAGGUGGUGACUGUCGGUUCCAUUUGUAUCUUGUCAGUAGGGUUGCAGAGAUGCUUAGAGGAGUUCCCUCUCCUGCCCCAGCAGUUGAUAAUGGGGGACAAUCCAUGUAUGUGGACAGCCACAUGUGGCUCUUUGACCACCUCUUGAUGAUGCCUCCUGCUGAGUUUGAUGGGUCUGUGCAGUGAAACUGCAGAAGUUCAGUGGCUGUGUUGAUGGCACUUUGGGACUCACAGGAUUAAAUGCAAGUUGUUGUUACCGUAUGGUGAGUAAAUUAAAGCACGGAGUUAAAAUUUGAGUUUGUAUAGCACUUAGCAUAACGGGGCCUGGCAUGGCCGGGGGCCUUUAGGCAGUUUCACAAUAUAAAUGUUUCUGGGUCCAAUAAUCCUCAUUAAAUAUGUUUUUAAUGCCCAGUGGCUGUUAAAAUGAUAACGCCACCAGUCAGGUGUGAAUCAGUUCACCCACAAAACACUUCCUUGUUCCACUUCAUUGCUGGGAGCUGCUUUGCUGCCCUGUUUUCUCUCCACUUUUCUAAUUCAGAGAAAGAACUAGGUGCUGAUAAAGCAGUGCUUCUGGCUAGGCUUUGCAUCUGCUGAUCUAAUGUAAAGUCUUCAAAUUUUAAAGAAACCAAGGGGGCUAUGCAGGCUUAUUAAUAAGCUAGCAAGUUCUCCUGAUUUGCUCUUAUGGCUUCUUAUGGCCUGAGGGUUUUCCACUGACUGUAGAGCUCUCUUCUGCAUCCAAAGCAUCCAGGCUAUUUUGAGAGUGUCUAAGGGUGGCCAUCACAAGGCUGAAAACAAUUUUCUGCUGUCUCUGACAGGGUGCACCUGGCUGUAUUAUCUCAGUUUAGCUCCAGAAAUCUACUGGUUAAUAGCGUUUCACUUUAGUCUGGUAAUACUUUUUAUACCUUUGCCAUUUGUUUUUCUCUGUAUAAUUUUUUUGCACUAGGCUGAUCUUGUUAAGUCGAUUGCACUGUUGUCCCUCUCCCAACAGCCUUGCACACACGGGUCAUCUCUGGGGACCUGUGGGCUGGGGAGCACUGUAGAGAGGCUAUUGAUAGCCCACUUACUCUGUUGUUCAGUGCUUGGGUUUCCAGCUCUGUGCAGGGAGGAUAUAAAGAGGAAGAGAAACUUUGUCUUAGCAUUUGUAACAGGAAGCUUUUCUAUCACCUUAAUGUAGUUAAACUUCUUUUUAACAAAAACUGUCAAAGCUGGACUUCUCAGAGCGGUGUGCCAGGCAGCAGAGCAGAUGUGGGAGAGAAUGGGAUUCCUGGAAAACUCUUUCCCACCUACUCGGAGUUCACUGUAGUCCCGUCUGCCAGACGUUUGAUCGCACUGACACCUGGUGGCUGCUGGGUGGUGGAGAUGAAAAACAAUAAACAAAAAAAGGACUUUCCCCCUCUUAGCUCUGGGUAUGUUUCCUGUGACUUGCUUAGGACACCUGCUUUUUUCAUGAGGGGCUGCUGGACUCGCCUGUGAGCAGAGGGGCUUACAGCAGGCACAUACGGGAUGGUUUGUGUGAGGACAUUCCCUGGAGUCACCGGUCUAGAGGCUCUGGGUAGUAAUACAGGGUCUCAGCUCUAUCUCCCUGCUUUCUUCUCCACCUGCCCCCUCUCCUCCCAGGGACCAGAGCCAGAAAGCAGAGGCUCUGGCUUGGAAUGGAGGUGUUUCUUCAGAGAGAGCAUCAGGUGGUAGUGUGAGGAGCUCUGCACCUUGGGGAACGCCAGCAAUGGCAUUGGCUGGAUGCAUGGUCAAGAUCAGAGUGGCUCUCCAUUGCUGUGGGACGGUGGCCAGAUCAACUGCAGAUUACUCCCAGAUGUUGCCCAGACAUCUAGAUCAGCGUCUAUAAUGUCAAGUCCAAGAGGUACUAGGACUUUGCAUCCUGCAGACCACCUCAUGGUAUAUAGGGUGUAAAGAAAACAAUGAGAAGUGACACAGUAACUGUGCUGUGGAGUAUGUAAUGCAGGUUGAGAAUACAGUCCAAGAUACCACCUUAAGGAUCCCUCCAGGCAAAGGAUGCUGUGUGAAAUGGAGGUACAUUGUUGUAUGGAUUAUUGCUGUAUGACCGUAGAGCAUCACAGCAGGAUCCCACUGCAGCCACUGCCAUCAGCAGCUCAUCUGGUCCUGUCCACCUUUGCAGCCACAUAGGAGCACCUCUUCUUUGCAGACGGUUUGGGGCAGCUCGACAGUCGGAGACAAUAAGUACCUUCAUCCAUGCUGGCUUAUGAGAGCCUCGUGGGCUCGUCUCGGCUGACAGCCAGGCUCCCAGCUGUUCUUCUCAACACCCUCAUUCCUGCUGGAACUAAACUGUCUGCAAGCCCUGGCCACUGCUCGGCAUUGCUGCCGGAGAACACUUAAACACUCGCGUCUGGCCCUGGGACCAACAGGGUUGUGGUUUUGUUUUCUUUGCAAUAAAACGCACCUCCUGGGUGUCCAAACACU